AUGACGGACCACGCGCCGACCCGUGCGUCAACUCGUGUGCGCACGAAGUCUACUCGCGCUCUCGAGAGUGAAGGCACCGAAGCGCUCAUCGCUGCCCAAGGUCCCGCGAGAGCAACUCGUUCCAAGGCGCCGCGGGAGAAGGUGGCCCCCAAGCCUAAGAAAUCAAAGUACUGCGUGUGCAAGGAGCAUCGAACAGGACCUAUGAUCGAGUGCAACGAGUGCAACAACUGGUACCACUUUGGAUGUGUGCAGCUGAACGACAACGAAGCAGAGAAGAUCCACAACUGGGUCUGCGCCGACUGCGCGGAGCGCACCGGGACCAAGACGACUUACAUCCACAACAUCUCGAGCUUCCCAUCUCCUGCCCCACCAUCCGACGUCGAGGUUGAGUUUGAUGAGUCGGAAUCGAAACCCAAGGGCCGGAAGGCUCCACUGAAGCGCAACGGCCCGCGACGAACAACCACGCGCGCCAAGAAGGCCAGGGUCGAGGAGCCCGAGCCAGAACCCGAGCCGGAACCUGAGCCGGAACCCGAGCCUGAGGCCGACGAGGAAAAUGAUGAGGAUAACGACGACGCGACCUCAUCCGAGAGUGUCUCAACACCCGGCGCCUGCGACGAGCUGGAGAAGGGUGAUGCGGAUGAGUACAAGGACGAAGGCCACAAGGCGGACGAUGAUGAGGACAUGGAGGUAGACCACGAGGAAAGUCCGUCGCCGCCACCUACCAAGUCGCCCGCCAAGCGAGCCCUGCGGGGCCGCACAAAAUCUCCUGCCAAGCGAGCGCGCACCAAGUCGCCGGUCAAAGCGACUGAGGAGGAGGUCGGGGAGAAGGUCGAGGCGGAGGACAAGAAGGAGGACAAGAAGGAGGGUAAGGACCCGGCCCAGGAUGAGACAAAGGAGGAGACGAAGGAGGCGGCUAAGGAGGACGGUGAGGAGGGUACCAAGGAGGAGGCCGAUGAGGAGGCUGAGACCCCGAUCAAGGAGAAGGAGGAGAAGGAGCAGGAGAAGCUCAAGGAGAAAGAUCCCAGCCCUGAGGUCCGACAACCGGCACGGACGCGCCUGUCGAUCGACACGCGCCGUGGCUCGGGCUUAGCGAAGCCAACCACAACAGCGAAGCCAACCACAGCAGCGAAGCCAACCACAACGGCGAAGCGCUCCGCGCCCAGCAAGUCGAAGGGUGCGCUCCCGGCAGCGCGAGCGUACGUCCUCGGGCAAUUUUCCAAGAUCGCUACUGGGCUCUUUGGGGACAAACUCGACGCCACUGGUGCCGAGGCUUGGGGAAGAGAAGUGGAGGCGGCGCUGUUUGCACACUUCAAGGAGGGGCCCAAGGAGGUCGCCGGAAACCGGUAUAAGGCACAAUUCACGCUGCUCAGCUCGUCCCUGCCGAAGACGCGGGCCUCAGUCAAGGUUGCGAUAGUGGAUGGGUCCACAGUCCCUGGCAAGGUGGCACUCAUGAGCGCCGAGGACCUCGCGACCGACGAGCAGCUGACCGAACUUGAAGCUCAGCGCGCGGAGAGCCUGCGGCAGGCUGUGCGUGUCGAGCCAGAGUUCAUCUCAGUCCGGAUUGGGCGGGACGGUCUGGAGGAGAUCGAGCGGGAGACGCCACCCGACUCCCCGAAAGAACCGAGGGAGGAGGAUGACUUCGUCCCCAAGUCGCCAGUGGAGGAGCGGCGAGCACGUGGCACAGCCACGCCUGAGCCAUCCAAGUUGGCGACCGGGUCGCCGCGCUCGCCCUUUGCUCGCCGCCGGUCUUCCAUCUCCUCUCCUCUCUCACCGGUUAUGCGCCGUACGUCUAUCUCCAAUGCCGGCUCCCCUGUGGUGGCCCGCCCGAGCAUCGAGUUCGCGUCGGCGUGGGGCACGUCCUCCAAGAUGACAGAAGAAUACGACAUGGAGCAGGACCAGGACGCUAUUGACUUAUCUGACCUCGCGACCGGCGAGGUGAACUACAACGAUGGUCUGGACAAGCUCGAGGUGGAUCCGAUGGCCGCCUUCCUCUCGCGCCCUGUCGUCUGGACCGGUGGCAUAUCCAAUCCCGCUGAAGAAUCCUCCUUUACACCGCCAGUGGUGAUGCGACAGGCAGCAGGCCGCGUACUUCCGGCUGACGUGUUCCGCGCGCUCCUUCCCCAACCUGCUAUUGCUAUUGCCGGUCGGGUGCCCAGUAUCACUAGCCUGCAGUACCUCUCCGACCGGCGGCUAGAUGGCACUAAAGAGCUUGUGACGGUGGCCCUCACGCUCGACCCCAAGGCAACACCUGAUGAGCGGAAGACCUGGAACGCGAUCCUCGACUUCCACCUCCAGCGCGACCGCCACGCCGUCUUCCACCCCAAUACGGAAGCCCGGGAACUGUACCUUGUCCCUCUUCGGGCAGCUGACCGCACCCCCGAUCUAUUCGACACGCUCGACGCUUUCGCACUUCCCAAAGACGCACGCGGCGAAACAGUCCUGCUGGGCGUGUUCGUGAAGCAGCGCAUCUCGCCCGGGCGCUCGCCAGCCGAUCCAACGCCAGCCCUUCAAAGUUUAGCGCGUCCCCUUCCGCCACAACCUCAACCUUCGAAUCCGCCACCGCCCGCUGCUCCAGCAUUCCAGAACGCACAGCUCCAAGCCCUCAUGUCGAGCUUGAACCCUGUCGCCAUUGCUGCUGCGAGCGCUCCCCGCCCACCCGCGCCCGGCAUGCCAAUGCCUCCCUUCCCGCCAGGCCAUGGUCCUGGCCCGGCCCCUCCGCGACCCGACUACUCCUCAUACAGGCCAGACUACAACGUUGAUCCCCGAACCGGUCACCGCGCCGAUUACCGCCCUGACUAUGCCGCGAACCGUGCGACCGGCUAUCGCCCCGACCGCCAUCCUGAAAGCCACUCCGACCGCCACCCCGAGUAUCGCUCCGGCUACCGGCCCGACUACCGUUACGGCCCAACUCCGACUGGCUCAUAUGGUCCUCCACAGUCAGGCCGGUACGAUGCGCCACAGGGAUAUUACCCUCCUCCUCUACCCCAGGCUCAGGUUGGGCACGUAUCUCCUCUGCCACCGGGUGGAUACUCGCCUGUUACUGGAAUGAGGAGCCCCCCGUACAUGGGUCCGCCUGGUGGGUCACGCGGUGGCCCGCAGCGCGGAAGGGGAAGAGGGCGCAGGAGGUGGUAG
Cutaneotrichosporon cavernicola is the source of this 3132-nucleotide messenger RNA. RefSeq lists its product as uncharacterized. The transcript is spliced from 7 exons. The record is from RefSeq and is a predicted model, not a curated record. The coding region runs from base 1 to 3132 and encodes 1043 amino acids. Lineage: Eukaryota; Fungi; Basidiomycota; Tremellomycetes; Trichosporonales; Trichosporonaceae. Gene Ontology annotation, cellular component: Set1C/COMPASS complex.